Molecule: messenger RNA, 1708 nt
Organism: Ilyonectria robusta
Lineage: Eukaryota; Fungi; Ascomycota; Sordariomycetes; Hypocreales; Nectriaceae
Exons: 1
Coding region: 463-1362 (299 amino acids)
Source: RefSeq, a predicted model, not a curated record
GGAUAAAUGGAUAUGAUGUUACUAGCGCUUGGACAAGAUUUUUGAAAGAGCCCUCCGUAAAAAGUACGAAUUCGAUGGGGUGUAUUAAGUAGUGCCUCUAGCCUGUCAACUAAGGUGCGUAGGCGACAUACUACGGCAUACAGACAGCUCUAGCAUAGCUCCCCGAGAUGCUUGCCCAUGUGGGUGCAUUGCCGAUAACAAGGAGACUCGGUGUGGGCGGGGUUCAGUUGAGCUUUGGUUGAAGCAGCGGUGCUGUGUCGUCACUCAGUCUCUCUCCCGCCUCCAGAGUCUCAACAGCGUCUCCUGCAAACGCCUGACUCAACACGUAUUGUCUCUCGACACCUUUCGACAGCACCGUUCGAUCCAUGAAACUCGUCCCUUUGCCUCGUACGUCACCAUCAAACCACGUCGCCAAUUGACCCCUCUCCGACCGCCGUGUGUGCUUUGCAUCGGUUGUGCGUAAUGGUACCAGCCGCGGUGGGGUUCCCAAGAAAGCGGCGGUUUUCAGCGGGGUUGGAUAAUGCACCAAAAUGCACCAGAAAUGCACCAACGGCACCCCAACCCCAGCCAAGCCUUGUCCCAAUCCCAAUCCAUGUGAUCAUUCAAGCUGCCUCUCACGUCAAUCCCGGUUCUGGUCUACCAUCCUACCAUCCCACUUCCACAGAACGAACCCCUCAUCCAAUUCCUCCCUCUCUCUGCUUGUCGCCGUGUCUUCCAUUCCUUGACAAAGAAGUCCUUGCCGCCAAUUCGACCUCGACGACCUGUAUUGCAGCAAGAGAGAGGACCAGCCAGGACCCUCACAGCCGAAAGAGACGAGGCUCCGCGCGCCGCGAUACCGACACCAUCAUGGCCAGCCUCCCCUCCCAACACCCCUCUCUCUCCCUCCACCUGUCCGACGUCACCCUCACUCCGCUCAUCACCUCGGCCGCCUCCCAAUCCCAUCUCGAGUCCCUCACCUCGCUCACCUCCAGCGCCCUCGCCUCCCAGACGGCCGCGCUGCGCCUAGGCCUGGGCCGCCCAACCCGCCUCAUGGUCGAGUACCCGGACCGCGGGCCCGUCGUCCUCCACUCCUACCUCGACCCGCGCGACGCCCCCGACGCCCCCGGCUCCGGUGCCGGUAGCGCCGCCCACUUGAGCUCCGCAGUCACCACUCCCGGGGCCGCCCCCUCCGAGCCCCCGAACCCCAAAGACGACCCGCGAUCUGAGGACGCCGCGCCCAUGCUCAUAGGCGUAGUCGUCGCAGGGUCUGCUGAUGAGGCUAGAGAGGCUCGCCGCGCAGCUGCGAGACUAGAGCACGUCGGUAGGGAGUUUCAAAGGGAAUGGGUCACCGAGAGCCAAGGACAUGAAGACGGAUCUGAAUGAGAUCAUGAGCGGUACGCUUGUGGACGUGGUCAACGUGCGCUAUGACAUUACGAUUAUGAUGUGAUGCGAUAAGACCAAGGGAUACAACUAGGCGGGCAUUGGCCCCGGGAGGAGCCCCCCAUCAUGUCCUCACAGAGUACACAAACUUGGCUUCUUCUACAAGGAGAGCGAGGCGUCACGGUGUCUGGAUCUAAUAUAGCUACUGGGUUGGUUGAGUAGGAUCGGGACCGGCAACCGGAUGGAGGGAUACGGAGUUUAGGACCUGGGGAUAUAGGAUGGCACUCUGUUUUAAGCGUCACGGAGCGCACUCAAGUAUCCGCAAGAGUAUUCAUAGCAAGUAGGGACU